AUGGCGCUGCGCAACAGGAAGCUGGCGGUGAGGGCCAACCUAUCUUGCUUUGACUUGAUCACUAUACUGGAGUCCGUCCGCACGCAGUGUCCGAAGCUCAUCUACCUCGGAAUAUGGUACCGUGACGGCUUUGUGUACGUGUACGCCCAAGGCGCAGAGCGCAUGUCCGACAUCAUGCUCGCCAAAGCACUGGAGGGCCACAUAGUUUUUACCGAUAUCUCCACGUUUGAUGCCCCCAUAAGCGAGCCACAGGAAGAGUGGCGCGCCAAGCCAGUUUGUGGAAAUAAGAAAAUUGAGGUCAAAGCCAACACCACCGCGGUAUUCGUGCACCCUUUGGGCAAGGAGUCUCUGCAACACGCCACUAGCGACUUCAUCGCCGAUUUGCUGAGACCCCUUCCCGGUAUCGAUGUCUUCAAUAAGUUUGGGUUGAAGCUCUACUCACUUCACCAAAACAUUAACUUCAGGGUGCGCAAAGGGGACAAGAACGCCAGGGUGUGCUGCAGCCGCAAAGGGUGGAUCACCGUCCCCAGGGAAGAGGCAUACGAUGAGAUUCUACAAAUCUUGGUUAAGAAGACUCGGGAAGCUGUGAGCAUUAUCCUUGCCUACAAGGACUCCGCCUUUCCCGAGCAAAGGAAGUUGUACGAAAGGAGGCGCAUUCUCAACAACAUCGCUGUCAGCGUGACCGACAACAUGCGUCGGAUGAGCGGCUGGAGCGACAAGAAGCGCAAGCUCGUUUACAAGGCGCCCCCAAAGCACGCUCGACGUACCAGUCAGUCAUCGACUCAAAUCAUAUAA
Ectocarpus sp. CCAP 1310/34 is the source of this 795-nucleotide messenger RNA. The record is from the annotation of a GenBank genome assembly. Lineage: Eukaryota; Phaeophyceae; Ectocarpales; Ectocarpaceae.